Molecule: messenger RNA, 416 nt
Organism: Penaeus vannamei (Pacific white shrimp)
Lineage: Eukaryota; Metazoa; Arthropoda; Malacostraca; Decapoda; Penaeidae
Source: RefSeq, a predicted model, not a curated record
AUUGCAUUCGCUAAAUUAACAAGUAGUUAUUUGUUAACGCAGUAACAUCCUACUACAGUCUGCAAGAUGGGACAAUGCUUAUUAGGGGAGUCCGAGUAAAGCGGGAUCGGCGACGACAGACGACUUGGCCGCGAAACUCGACCAUCUCCACAUCAAGCAGCGGCGCCCUUGGUACCUCUCGCUGCUGGAGACGCCGCCGGUGUCUGGAAGAGCUGACGCCGGAGAUGGAGCGCCUGAAGGAGGUGAUGGGCUUCACGUCCUUCUUCUCCCCGAAAGGUAAACGGCUCCUCGUUUGUCCCGGAAAAGUCCUUCGCUGCGCUGACCUUUGGGAUGUGUUUGGGGGUUUAAAGGGCCUUUUUGGAAGCUUUAUUCCUUGGUUUGCUUUUGGGUCUUCCUCCUCCAUCUACCGCGUGUGA